CUUCCAUAUUAUAAUUCCAAAUGCACCAUUCUAAUGUUUACUUAUUAACAUUUAAGAAAAGCCUGUUUGGUGACCCGAUUUUCAAUCCGCCAUCAACAUAGAAUCCAAGCUCAUUGAACACCUCUUUGGCUAGCUAGGCUGGGCCUCACAAUCUCUUGAUUGAUAAGUUGAUAAGUUUGGUUCCUCUCAUUCUUUCCCUUUGCAAAAACCUCUCUAGCUAAUACCAACCCAAGAUGAAGGUCUUCAACAUUUUCAAAUCCAAGUACACCACGGCAGUUUUGUCAGGAAAGCAGAAGAAUCUGGACGUUUCCAGUUCUUUGACCGAGGCCAGUGAUGGCUCCGAUCGCCCACACGGCAAGCCCUCCAAGCAAAAGAAGAGGCAUAGCAGCAAGAGAUCCUCCUCCAAGUCCAACAAUAAGGUUGACAACAACAAGAUCAAAGAACAUGACCAGAAAGAAGGGCGCACUGCGAAUGAAAAGGUGAUUGAUGCCCUCUUGGCCGGUUGGAAUGGCACUCCCACCAUUGAAGAGAACCUGAGCCAUUUUGCAUCUCCCGAUGUUGUCAUCAAGUUUGAAGACAUGCCCAGCAUCACGGCUCGCAUCAUGGCCGUCGAAAUGGACAAAUGCUACAAGAGUUUCCCCAAUCUCCACUUUCACUAUGAAUCUGUCAAGGAGGUUCGACCAGGACAUGUCUUGGUGGAAGAUCUUCAAGUGAGCGGUACUCAUACCGGAGAACCUUUUGCUUUUGCCCACUUUCCCGCCAUUCCAACAUCCAACAAGCACUUGGUGAAUGAUCACGAACGAUUGUGGUUUACUGUCAAUAAGGAGGGAAAGAUUGUCUUGCAAGAAGCCAUUGCGUUGGGAUCCGUCACGGGUAUUGCCGGCUUUUACAUGCAGUUGGGUGGAAAGAUGGACAUGCCGCCACCACCACCUACACAGACGAGGAAGCAGAGUGGCGGUCUUCGGAAGAUCAAGCAGAGUAAAAGGUGGAGAUCGGUUCUUGUGGCUGCCUGGCUUGCCUUGCUAUCCAGCUAGCUAGGUAGUUCGUUUGGUUUGUUGUUGCAUGACUUUUAGUAAUAUUAGGUACAUUUGUUCUUU
Messenger RNA from Seminavis robusta, 1097 nucleotides. The record is from the annotation of a GenBank genome assembly. NCBI's taxonomy places the organism in Eukaryota, Bacillariophyta, Bacillariophyceae, Naviculales, Naviculaceae.